Vigna umbellata (rice bean) is the source of this 324-nucleotide messenger RNA. Lineage: Eukaryota; Viridiplantae; Streptophyta; Magnoliopsida; Fabales; Fabaceae. The record is from RefSeq and is a predicted model, not a curated record.
AUGAUAAGGCCGUUAUCGGAUCACCCAAUUUCUACUAUCACGCACGAGGGCAAAUAUGUUGAGCGUGUUGGUGCCGGUGCUCCAGUCUACCUCUCUGCAGUGCUUGAAUAUUUGGCAGCCGAGGUUUUGGAACUGGCCGGUAAUGCUGCGGUGAGGAAUGAUGAGGAACUGAGUAAGCUUUUGGGGUCUGUCACCAUUGUCAAUGGAGGUGUGUUGCCCAAUAUUCAUCGAACUCUUCUUCCCAAGAAGGUGGCAAGGGGGAAGGCAAAAUUGGGUCUGCCUCUCAAGAGUUUUAGGGGUUUAAGGCUCUUUUUAGAAAAUAGG